GAGAGCGCAGUCACGUGACGCAGUGGCGGGCUCUUCCGAAUUUGUGGGCGGAGAGGAAGAGGAAACAGGGAAGCAGACGGGGCCUGAACCACUGAGAAACAUCAACAACUUUAGCCAUGGCCAUGCAAAUGCAGAGUGACACAAGCAUAGAUGCAUCAACAGAAGAGGAAAGCUUUGGCCCUCAACAAAUUUCGCGGCUGGAGCAAUGUGGCAUAAAUGCAAAUGACGUGAAGAAAUUAGAAGAAGCUGGAUUCCACACUGUUGAAGCUGUUGCCUAUGCGCCAAAGAAGGAAUUGCUCAAUAUUAAAGGCAUCAGUGAAGCCAAGGCAGACAAAAUCCUGGCAGAGGCAGCAAAGUUAGUUCCAAUGGGCUUCACAACAGCAACAGAGUUUCAUCAACGGAGGUCAGAGAUCAUUCAAAUUACCACUGGAUCAAAAGAACUUGACAAACUCCUUCAAGGAGGAAUAGAAACGGGGUCUAUAACGGAAAUGUUUGGAGAAUUCCGCACAGGCAAGACUCAGUUAUGUCACACACUUGCAGUAACCUGUCAGCUCCCUAUUGAUCGAGGUGGUGGCGAAGGGAAGGCCAUGUACAUUGACACAGAAGGGACUUUCCGUCCAGAGCGUCUACUUGCUGUGGCUGAGAGGUACGGCUUGUCUGGUAGUGAUGUGCUUGAUAAUGUAGCAUAUGCGCGAGCCUUUAACACAGACCAUCAGACCCAACUCCUUUACCAGGCAUCUGCUAUGAUGACUGAAUCAAGAUAUGCCUUACUGAUAGUGGACAGUGCUACAGCCCUCUAUCGGACAGAUUACUCCGGUCGAGGUGAACUGUCAGCCAGACAGAUGCAUUUGGCCAGGUUUUUACGGAUGUUACUUCGACUUGCAGAUGAGUUUGGUGUAGCAGUAGUGAUUACAAAUCAGGUGGUAGCACAAGUGGAUGGAGCUGCAAUGUUUGCUGCAGACCCCAAGAAGCCUAUUGGAGGAAAUAUUAUUGCACAUGCUUCAACAACUAGGUUGUAUUUGAGAAAAGGUCGAGGUGAAACUAGAAUAUGCAAAAUCUAUGACUCUCCUUGCCUCCCAGAAGCAGAAGCCAUGUUUGCUAUUAAUGCUGAUGGAGUAGGAGAUGCUAAAGACUGAAGAACACUUCCAAUUCAAUUUGCGACAUGAAAUGGGACAAAAAGUCUGUCCUUUCUCUCUUCCUCAUGACCUUCCUGCUGUUGUUUCUGGGACUCAGGGAAGAAGUCAUAAACUAGAUAAAGCGACUAUUUUUUUUAGCCUUGCUGCACCAUAUUUCAAACAAAACUUAAGAACUGGUCUGCCCAAAUCUCCAGCAUGUCCUGAAUUAGAUCCUUCAAUGUAGUCAACUCUAAGAAGCCAUUUAAAGUGUGUAAAAUGCACACAAGGCAAAUGUGUGUAUCAAGUGUGAAGCCUUACUUAAGCACUUCCUGAUUCUGCAGUUGAGGCCAAGAUAAAAUGGAUCAAAUGUGUUCUGUAACUGCCAGACUGUUGUGUUGAGGAGCUACAAGACUAUUUCAUUAUCUUACCGCAAGCUGAAACUUUAGCUUUCUAUAUCUGUACAGCUGUAAAUUGAGAUGUUCUUUGAAUCUGCCUACAAAAGGUUGUAAACCAUUUUCAUAGUAACACUGUUGAUGUGUUCAGCAACUGUAUCUUUUGCCUGUAAAUAUUUGCUAUACAAUUUGAUUUAAUUAAAGUUGAUCAUAUACCAGC
Messenger RNA from Anolis sagrei ordinatus, 1727 nucleotides. RefSeq names its product RAD51 recombinase (gene RAD51). Gene Ontology annotation, biological process: DNA strand invasion; DNA recombinase assembly; chromosome organization involved in meiotic cell cycle. The record is from RefSeq and is a predicted model, not a curated record. Gene Ontology annotation, cellular component: condensed nuclear chromosome. NCBI's taxonomy places the organism in Eukaryota, Metazoa, Chordata, Lepidosauria, Squamata, Anolidae. Gene Ontology annotation, molecular function: ATP binding; double-stranded DNA binding; ATP hydrolysis activity.